Acanthosepion pharaonis is the source of this 618-nucleotide messenger RNA. The record is from the annotation of a GenBank genome assembly. NCBI's taxonomy places the organism in Eukaryota, Metazoa, Mollusca, Cephalopoda, Sepiida, Sepiidae.
AUGACAUUUUUUUUCUCGUCGUUCUUCGUCAAAUCCAUUUCAUUUGGAUAUAUUUUUCCCUUCAUUGAUAUUAUUCUUCUUUUUUCUCCUUUUUCCUUCUUCUUCGUCUUAUUUUUUCGUCUUUUUCUUGUUUUUCUUCUUCGUCUUCGUCAUCGUCUCCCUCUUCUUCAUCGUCGUCGUCUUCCUCUUCUUCGUCGUUGUUGUCAUCGAUUUCUUCUUCUUCUUCUAUUUCUUUUUCUUUCUUUCUUUCUUUCUUUCUUUCUUUCUGUCUUUCUUUCUGUAUUUCACUUUCUUUCCUUCUGUCUCCCAUUCUCACUUCCCUUCCGUUUUUUCUUCUAUAUUUCUUUCUGCCUUUCCUUCUGUCUUUCCUCCAGUUUUUCUUUCUGUCUUUCCACCCUUCUUUCUUCCUGCCUUUUAUUCUACGUUUCUUUCUGUCUUUCGUUAUGUCUUUCCUUCUGUUUUUAUUUCGUUUUCCAUUCCGACAUUUCUUCCUUUUUUCCUCCUAUAUUUUCUUCUGUUUUCCUUUCUGCUAGUCUUUCUGUCUUUCAUUCUGGUUUUCCUCCUCUCUUUGUUACUUUUUCCUUUCUGCCCUUGUCUUCCUUCUCCAACACGUUAUAA